UAGCCAUAAGUCCGCGGUCACACUGGCGAGUAGUAAACCAACGCCAGCGAGUCUACAGAAAAUUUUAUGAAAAAAACACACACAAUGCAAAGUAAAUAACGUGUUUAAACCAUAAAUGUAGAGUAUUUAGUGCCUGUGAGCCGUAAAGUGUUAAACAUCGCAGAAGAGUGCGCGUGGAAUGGUUAAGGAUCUAAGUGCAGAAAUUCGCAUCGGCGAGUCACAAAUAACAGCGGCCCGAGCAGCAGCAUCGAGUAGUAAACUAGCCAACGCCGACGAGUCUCUGGCCAAUGUGGUGCAACCCCCCGCUACCCGUGAGCACCCGUCCUCCACCCGCUAACGCGCAAAUAUAUGCGACGACAACUAGUUGUAGUGGGCAGCCUUUGUGGAAGCAGCAGCCGAAAAAUUGUGCAAACGCCAAACAAGGGAAGCGCUUAAAAGUUAAUUAACAGUGCAAGCGAAGCUGCGUUGUGUGCUUAGGCGCUCAUCCGAUCCACAGCACAGCCUUUGCGGCAGUGAUGCAGCAGCAGCUGCGCCAACUAUCGAGAUUCUAGUUAUUGUUGUUGUGGUUUUUGCACCCACCACACGUAACUAGAGCACACAGACACACGCCAUACACACACGCAAACCCAUACACAGCAAACACAUACACUCACUCACACAGACAGAAGAGCUCUGUUUACAGGGUAUCAUCCAAACCGCUGUCCAUCCACAUACAACACACACACAUACAUCCAUAGUCCACAGGCAGUAGAUGCAGCAGCAAAAACAUUGGAAAUGAUUUGUAAACAAGACGUCCUGCUGUGGUUUGAGAAACUCGAGAGCUACAAUCGCAUUGAAACGAUGUACGCGCUGCUCACCGCUUGCCUGCCGUUCGAGCUACGCUUCCUGGGCACACUGCUCGAGGAGCAAGGAAGAUGCGACUCUGAGACGCUGCGCGGAAUGGAGCUGCGCGCCAACAAUCCCCAGGAGCUGGCCGCCGACAUGUUCACCUGCCAGAAGGGCGAUCCAACCGACAGGAAGAUACGCCGCAAAAUGGCCCUCUACUUGGCCCUGAUCCGUGCCUGCAACCGGAACUGUGUGAGCGAGAUCUAUCGGACACUCGAGUGCUGGGGAGAGUGUGAUUUUGGUUGCAUCAAUGACCAGGAUACGCUUCUCGAACUGCUGCUUGUCUACACAAUGGCCGCCAUUCACCCAGUCUUCUCCAUGGACGAGCAGAAGAAGAUCUUUGGAAUACUGGGCAAGAUCAAGGAGAACAAACUGGUGGCGGAUAACUUUCCGGCGCAAGCGCAAAUGGAACAGCCACAGACACAGUCCCAUCCACAUCCACCGCAUCCCCACGCGCCGUCCCAGCAUGAUUUGAUAAUGCAACAGCAACAACAGCAGCAGCAGCAGCAUGUGAUGCAUCAAAUUCAGGCUCAACAACAGGCACAUCAGCACCAGCAGCAACAGCAUCCGCCGAUGGUCCAGGUAGUGCAGACGCCGCAGGGAAACAUACCAAUGAUAUUUCCCCAACAUUUUCAAAAGCUUGUGCCUGGGACUGAUGGAACACACCAGAUCAGCGUCGAUGGUGUGCCACACAUGAUGCAAUCGAAUAUCACCAUUCCAGCGGACACAAAUGCCAUACUCGGCCACCAGAACACGGCCGCCGCGUGGUCGAUGCGACACUACGCACCCCCACCACACCCGCAGACUGCUGCUCCUCAGCAGCAGCAGAACAUGGAUCAUCAUGUGCCUCCAGCCUCCAGUUCGCCGAUGCUGAGCCAGCAGUCCUCACCGUCAAGCAGCCGCACGACGAGUCCUCAGCGCUCCAACGUUCCACUGCAGUCGCAGCAAAUGCGCAACUUGUCGCAACGUUUGACGGGCCACAAACAUCAUGCGGCGCGGCGUCCCUCAGCAGAGACCACGCCGCCGCCCUCUUCCAUUAGCGGGGAGCUGCAGCACGAGAACAUUAACGAAGGCGGCAGCAGCAGUUCCAGUGGAACGAGUCUGCCCAGCCUGAUACGCAACGGUUUCCAUCGGCCCACACAUCAUCAUCGAGUCAAGGCGAACGCCUACAUACCGCCGCAUCAGCAGCAACAGCAGCACUUUCAGAACAACGCUUACAUGAACAGCCUGAUGCAGAACAUGAGCAUGAACGACGAUGGGAGUGGCUCUGUGACCAAGAGUGUUGCCACAACCGGCAGCGAAUCGGGUAGUUCGAAUGGCUCUUGCGGGGACAUAUCCCCGCCAGAGACACCAACGCCGCAUCCACUGCCAUUACACAGCACAGUCGGCAAUCCCGGCAUGGGCAUGAUAACGACUGUCGUGCACAGCGGCAUGGGAGGAGGCUACCAGCAGAAGCACCAUCUCACCUACAAGCAGCAGCAGCAGCAAAUGAACCUGCAGCAGCGACUGAACGGACGCAAUGGGAUGGAGAAGAGCUAUCAGCAGAUCUACACAACAGGUACGCCAAGCAAUGUGAGCGAUGCCCAGACAAUGACGAUGAGCAGCGGGAACAUGCAGCAGCAGCAGGCGCUGCUUAUCAGCCCGUCUCCGGUGAGCACGCCCACGACAACAGUCUUGUUGCAGCAACAAUCACAGCCGCAGCCGCAGCCUCCACCACCCACAGCCUACAAUGCAGCCUCCUAUCCAUAUCACGCACGAGGACCCCCGCCGCAGCAGACGAUAUUCCAGGCGCAUAAUGCACCGCCACCGCCGCAAUCUGUUCGUGGCGGCUACCGGUUUCCAAUGGCUCCGGUUUCCCACAACGGAGAGCUCAUCUAUCCGGCGUUCCACACGAGCCUUGCCUUCCUGCCGGUCCCCGGCACUGGUGGCACGCCCACAGCCGUUACGCCGCCCCAGCUGCAAAACACUGCCGCUGUGGUCAGCACGAAUGCUGUGGCGGUACAGACGCCCACGCCCCAGCAGCAGCAGCUGCCGACCACGCCCCCCUACAGUGCGCUGACAGUUUGCCCCAUCACUGGGGUGGGCGGCGGCGGAGCACCGAAGAUAUCCUGCUACAAUUGCGGCUCGCAGACGCACAUUGGACGGGACUGUCAGGAGGCGUCUAUGGAGGAUGUGACGCGGAGCGCCAGCUAUAAGCUGGACUACUCAGAGACUCAGAGCAUAGAGGCGAACUCCAUAGGUGAUCAUAACAGCAAGGAUAUGGGCAGCAUUCAAAUGAAUUCGUCGGUGGCAGCGCCGACGGCGUCAACGGUGCUGUCGACGGCGGCGGUGACGAGCAUCGGGAAAUAACAAGGUGUGGGUAAAUCCAGAGUAAGCUUAAAGUCUAUAUACACGGACCUAUAUGGAGGAGCAUAAUUGCGUCUAUAUUAAUUAAUGUUUAUACAUAAUAUCCUUAUCUACUUAUACAGAAAAUACCAUUUAAUAUGAUUGUGUAGUGCGGAAAUCAAAUUUCUCGCCCUUACCACACGUCUCCUAGUUUUUUAUAAGCCUCUCAAUUCGCGUUAUGGAGAAUCGGUAUAGGAAUCGGCAAACGUAAGCGGUAUCGGAACACGGGUCGGAAUAAUAGUCGCGCUGCCUAAACUCUUGACAACCCUCAUACAGACCCCUACUCCCCCCCGCCCAUAUAACAAUAAUUUAAACGCGCUCCAGCCCAACACAGCCCACAGCCCAUACCCUCCCCCAGCCCCACACACACACAGAUAGUCGAUAACGAAUUUUAGUCAUAUGCCACUUUGAAUAUUUCUAAUAUUAAGUUGAAUGUACAACAGCAAUAAGUAAACAAAAUAAUCCUUAUCUAUGUUAUGCAGUUAGCACUGCCGCAGGAAGGAUCAUUCGAUAAACUCAAACACGGGUGAAUGUUACCCCAUUAUCAAGAUAUCGAAAUAAGUUAAAGACACGACAAACACAGAAGAGGAAGAAGAAGAAAAAGAAGAAGGAAGAGAAGGAGAAAAAUAAGAAAUAGCUACGAAUAGAUACCGGUAAAAAGUAAGAAAUUUCGUAGAAUACAAAAUACCUAGCAAAUAUAACAAAAAAAAACAAAAAACAAAAUGAUUAUCUGUAUAAAAACAAAUGAGCGUAGCAGCACAAUGUGCUUAGUUAACGUUUUUUCGUAUUCCAGACCCGUGACCGCCCCCGCCCCACCCUGUCCCUUCUUCUUAAAUUUUCACAUUGUAGUUAUUAUAUUUAUUUUGAAGCUCCAACAUGUUUUUAGAAAUGUUUUACCUAAUUUUUUUGUAUUUUAUAUACAAACCUAUAUACAUAUACUUAUAUAUAUAAAAAUAUUAUUUUAAAGCAUACAAACCCGUAUAUGAUACAAACUAUGUGGAUAGGGCGUAUAUUAAUGCUAAUCACCGCUGUCUAAUUAUUAUUUUAUGUACUCAAAACUUGACUCCCCCCCCCGUUCAUGUGUGGGCGCAUCUGUCGAACAAUUGGCCAAGUUACAGCCCAAAAAAGAUCGUCAAGAUCAGGCCAGCAACAGGCGCCCACAGAUGAACAGAAAAUAAGAAACCAAACAGUUUUUCCUGCCCUUAGUUUUUUAUGUACAGACGUUGUUAAAAUUUUUGUAAAGCCUCAGCAAUAAUCGUGUAAAGAGCGAAGAAAAAAGCGCCAGAAAAACAAAACAAGGAAAGAAAGAAAGGAAACAAAAAAAACGAUUUAAGAGUAAUACACAAUUUACUGAGUUUUGCUGAUAAUGCGUAGCCGCAUGACAAACAAUUAUUAUUAUAUUUCAUUGAAAUAAUAAAAAAUCCAAUUGUUUCUAAAAUUCGUGUAACAAAACACAAGCUACAAAAAAAAAACCCAA
This is a messenger RNA of Drosophila miranda, 4747 nucleotides long. Its product is annotated as probable serine/threonine-protein kinase yakA. The transcript has 2 exons. Gene Ontology annotation, molecular function: nucleic acid binding; zinc ion binding. Lineage: Eukaryota; Metazoa; Arthropoda; Insecta; Diptera; Drosophilidae. The coding region runs from base 775 to 3234 and encodes 819 amino acids. The record is from RefSeq and is a predicted model, not a curated record.